AAUCCUUCCGUAUCCGAAGCGCACGCCUGUACGUACGCGAACCAGAAUGUCGCAGAACAGUCGGAUUCCGGCCUGUCGAACCUCGACAGCGGCGCCGCCGCGCGUGAUGUAAGUGAACGAUUUCCGCCGUUGGGGAACAAUUCCGCAGCUUAUUGUUUUAUGCCGCAAUGUGAUCCGUGCCUUGCCUUGCUUCAGACGCAACAAAUUCCGCUUGCUCCUACCCACACUUCUUGCGCGAAUUCUGUCCGAUCUCAGUUAGAUAACUCUAGUCAUACAAAUAGUAGUCAGAAUUUAAGUAAACCGGUCGCCGCGCAGAACCAAAUGUUCGUGUGCCCGAGCAGCAGCGGAGCGCCGGACGCCCACAGGAAGAUCUCGGUCGUGUCCAACCAGUCGACGAUGUCCACUGACUCGGACUACGUAUCCGACACGAACAAUUUGUACUUCGAUCCGCGUUCGCGAAAAUUAUCGGACGUGCCCAGCUCGUACGAGCUGGCCAGCGGCGAAAUAUUCCACUAUUCGAAACCGGCGUCCUUUAAUCUGAACUUGAAUUUGGCCGCCGCCAAUUCGUUCAAGUCGACCAUGAAAGACCAGUGCUGCCAGACACCCGAAUUUCCGCUGGCGAACGUCGACCCGCGGCACGAAGUGAAAAUAUCCGAUAUCCAGAAUAUGCGAUUCACGACGCCGGAUCCGGACGGUGGCGACGACCUGAGGCGUAAGAUAUCGAAUAUAUCGACGAUAUCGACGCUGUCCUCGAUGUCGGCCGAAUCGGCCAGCACUUUUGACACGGUCACUCACGGAGUCGACGUUGUCGGUGGCCACGAAGAUCCUUUGGCUGUAAGAGUAGACGAUGGUGGUAGGAGUGGCGACCAGCUGCAAAACGUUGCUCAAGUAAGUCACGUUCCGCGUUCUGACUACCGUUUCAUAACCGUGUGA
Molecule: messenger RNA, 933 nt
Organism: Ilex paraguariensis (yerba mate)
Lineage: Eukaryota; Viridiplantae; Streptophyta; Magnoliopsida; Aquifoliales; Aquifoliaceae
Source: the annotation of a GenBank genome assembly